This is a messenger RNA of Cantharellus anzutake, 4483 nucleotides long. RefSeq lists its product as uncharacterized. NCBI's taxonomy places the organism in Eukaryota, Fungi, Basidiomycota, Agaricomycetes, Cantharellales, Hydnaceae. The coding region runs from base 90 to 4145 and encodes 1351 amino acids. The transcript is spliced from 3 exons. The record is from RefSeq and is a predicted model, not a curated record. Gene Ontology annotation, molecular function: protein binding.
UGUGACAGGAAAAGCCUGGGACUUUUCGUCCGUGCCGAAAGCUACGCAAACCAACGCCAGCCCGCGCUCCAAGCGCUGUCAUACUCGACAUGUUCCCGAAAUCCCUCUUCUAUGGAUCGAGGGCCGCCACCCACAUUCAUCUGGGAGCCAACAACUCAUUCAGAAAUGUCCUCCAACUUCAGACCGUGCCUCUUGGACCUUCUGCACCCAGCAGUGGCUCAAUACUAAGCCUUCCGGGUGCCGCUAGCUCUAGCUGGGGUACUGGUGGUAGUCAGUAUUCGGCCUAUCAAGGCUACACCGGUGUUGGCAGAGCUAUCACUCAGGCAAAUUCGUCUUCCACCGGGGAUGGAAGUAGAGAUCAGUUGGACGAUUCCGAGGACCGCCCAAUCUCCCAAUUGAAUCUGCGCCACCGUUUCGGACGAUCCACCCGCCUUUUCCCACCAAGGUCCAGAAGCAGGAGCAUUUCCCUAAUAUUGGAUCGCCCGUAUCGCCCAAAUGACAUCUCUUUUCCGCUGUCCCAAAAUCAACACCGGCUUCAGCAUACAAUUAUUUCCUCCUCAUCGCGCGUGGACUCCUCACUCGGAACCGCUGAGGCGUCCAUCCAUGGCGGGCAUUCGCACUGGCACGAUUCGUCGGUGGCAUCCACCGCAGAGCCGCCCCCCUCCCUGGGGACUAUGCCGAUACAAUUUACCCAUGAGCCCCCUGAAGCUUCUUCGGAAAGAUUUUCUCGCAGAAACCACUCCGACAAACCAAAGGAUCCGAAUCAUGCGAUUGAGACCUCAAUAGAAGCGGCGUUGCAAGCUCGUGAUUACCCUCAGCUGCUUUCUCUUGUGGACAAGCACGGUCUCCGCCACGAGGCACCCAAUAACUCGGAUGCACCCAGCGCUUCAGUCUUUAAUCAAGUCCUUAUCGCUCUCGCCAAAGCAAGACCCCCUGGUGAGCCAUUGGCUACAUUGCUACAAGUAUACAAUGCUGCAUUAUCCAGAAAUGUCGUCCCCGGGAUUAAAACAUAUCACGUUUUAAUCGAGGCCCUUGUCGAUAGGGAUGCCGAAAUACAAGGUGCCUUGUCCCGAAUUGAGGUUUCAUUGCGUUAUCACAGCCUCGGUCUCGGCUGGGAUGGGCAGGAUUUGGUCUCCCUUCGCGAGCUCUACCUCACAGAACGUGCAUAUGAGUCAGCGGUGGCCUUGCUUGACGCAGUGGAGCUCUUCCAAGAUGGAGCAAUACCCGCAUGGACGAUUUCGCGCCUAAUCAAAUGUUCAGCUUUGCGAGGGGACGUCGAAACUGCACGUCGGCUUUUCCCAGCAAUUGACAAACAUGCUGCUACACCCGAUACGCGUCUCUAUGCAGCAAUGAUUGACGUUUACAAGCGGGCGGGUGACUUAACUGGGGCAGAAAAAGUGUAUCAGGGAUUUUUGAACCAACUGGGUGCUACCGUCAAAUCGGCCCAACGUGACACUCGGGUCCAAGACCGGAUGAUACAGGCCUACAUCGAACUUGGCCAACCUGAGAAGGGCCUCGAACUCCUUGGUUACUUAAUGGACCAUGGAUCCCUCGAUGCCCACCCGCCUCUCCCCACUCAGCACACAUUUUGUCGCAUCAUUGAAGCCUUCAGCGCCAUUGGAGAUGCCGACUCGGCCCUCAAGUGGUAUAACCGACUAGCACAGCAAAAACCUGAUCCUUUCAUGAAGUCACUUAGCAUCCGAGUCACUCCUGACAUGUGGUUCAGCCUUUUCAAAGUGCUAUCCCUUAACCGUUCCUCAGAAGAUGUCAAUGCUUUGAUUCGCGAUUUGCUUCGAAACAUGCCGUUCACCGAGAAAGUGAUCCUAAACCACGAUUACUGUAACCUUUGGCUAGGAUUGAACCUCCGUUACCUUCAAACAGCAUCAUCAGAAGCUCGCCGUCCCACUCUCGAACGUCUUGCGGAAUACCUUCCAUAUAUUAUAGAACACCAUUUCAACGGAAUGCUAUGCGGCGACACCCCACACUUGAUCACCAAGCUUGCCGAUAUCGCCGUUGAUGAUGGUCUUCUGAUGGAAGCAAUUCUGUUAAUCCGCCCGGUUGUGAUGACCAAGGCGCAAGCAGUCGCCAAAGUCUCAGCACACGAAACCCAUGACACAUUCACCAUGCAGCGUUGGACUCGAGAUUUCUUUACCAAGCUUCUUUCUGCUGCUGCGACCGACGUCGAUCCCGCGGUCGCUUUUCGUGUAGCCCUUGAAUCAGGCCACUUAGUCCGUCAGAUUGGUGGAGGUAAUUAUGGCGCUGGCGAUCUUGUCAUUGACCUUUAUUCUCGUGCUAUGCCCGAUCCUACGAAAUUUUCACCCCAAAACUGGGAAUACAUCGCGAAUACCUUCUGCGACGUUGAAUUGCGACGAUUCGAGGAUGCCUCAUCGCAACCCCUCAAUUUCCAGCGGUUGGUUGCCGACAUGUCAAUUGUUGCUCAGGAGAACCUUUCAUUGGUUAACAUUCAGCGCUUGGUGGAGACCCUUCGAACAACAAGGGGGUGGGACACGGCUCACGGCGUGCUCUCGCCCCUAGGCGAAUUCGGAUUGUCGCACCUUGGUACCCUCAACCCUGCCUCAAGUCCUGCGGUAUGUGACCCCGCCAUUGAAGCGCCUCAAUGCUACCCGAUCCCGAUGGCUAGUACCGCACCCCAAGUAGCUCGUAUUGACGCUGCGCACUCGCGGUUUGUCGACGAGCAUUACUCCAAUCCGUUUGUCAAAUCAGCUGUUGCAACACCUCUGCAGUGUUUCGACAGAUUCGAGCAGGGUGCUGCGAUAGGGAUUUACCCGUACCCUACAGUACUCGGACACCUCAUCAACGCACUUGGCCGUAUGGGUGAAGUUGACAAAGUACAACGAAUCUAUGCUGCCGCCCAAGUCAUCCUGCAAACCCUUGAGUAUGAGCCGAAUACUCAGACAUCGGGGUGGUUUAUCAUAGAGGAUCAGAUGAUUGCAGCGCUUGCUCAUUCAGGGAACAUGGAGGCUGCCAAUGUCCACCGACUCCGUAUUUUGCAGCAUGGUGGUGCACCGUCUGCUGACUCCUACGGGGCACUGAUCGCAGCUGUCAAAGAUACUUCUGACGAUUCUUCAAUGGCUCAAGUGCUGUUCGAAGAGUCGAUGCAACUCGGAGUGACACCAAAUAUCUACCUCUACAACACAAUGAUCUCGAAAUUGGCGAAGGCGCGCAAAACCGAUUAUGCUCUCGAAUUGUUCUACCAAAUGCCGCACGUUGGGAUUCGACCAACGGCAGUCACUUUUGCAGCCGUCAUUGGUGCCUGUUGUCGCGUGGGCGAUGAAGAAUCAGCUGUAUAUCUCUUCGAGCAGAUGAUCAAACAACCUAGAUAUCAACCGCGAGUCCCAGUUUACAACAGCAUGAUACAAUUUUUCGUUCAUCAUAAGAAGGAUAAAACCAACGCCUUGCAUUAUCAUCGCAUGCUACUGGAUGCCGGUCUUGAGCCCACCGCUCACACUUAUAAGCCUGUCGAUGUAGCACAAGUCGAAUUAAUCUUCGCGGAAAUGCGUAGCAAAAUCGUCCCUCAAGGUACCCAUUGGGCAUCAAUCAUCGGCGUGUACGGUACUGGAUUACGUGAUCUUGACCGGGCGCUGUCAUUAUUCGACAGUAUUGGCCGGUCCGAAUGUCGAAUUGAUGCAGUAAUCUACGAGUCCCUUUUCAAUGCCCUCUUCCUGAACAAUCGGUUGGAUCUCGUGCCCAAGUAUCGCCAGCGAAUGGAAGAGGAUGGCGUCCAUAUGACAGCAUAUGUUGCCAAUGUAUUGAUUCGUGGAUACGCACAAGCAGGGCAAAUUCAAAGAGCCCGUGACAUCUUCGAGUCUCUUGCUGACUCGCCUGUGGGGGUAGCGGCUCCUCAUAACCACUCGCCAGUCCGUAACUCACUGGAGCGUGUGCCCCUCGACGCCCCAGUUUACCGAGAGGUUCGUUUUCAGGUUUCAUUGUCAACAAAUCAACUGCCUAAUCCUCACUACACCAAUCAGCCAUCUUCUUGGGAAUCUAUGAUCAUCAUGGAAAUUGAAUUCGGGGAACCAUCGUACGCAGAGUUAUUAAUGGAUCGUUUUGCUGCUAGGUAUAGCCCAAGCUCGUCGGAUCGAACUUCGCUAACUUGGUCUGCAGAAUGUUUCCUCCAGCUGUAACGAACCGUGUCCGAUCUAUUUUGAUGGAUUAUAGAGCCAGGGACCGUUAAAGCGCGAGGACUUCAACAACCCCUUCUUAUAUUUAAGUUUAAUAUAAGCACGCCCCUCAUUACAUAACCCCAUAUGCAGUCACGCAGCCACAUCUUCAUGCAUCAUGUACAUUAGCAUCCUUCAGUUGCACGAUCUCUCCAUUGUCACAAAUAAUUUUGAAUCGCACUGAGAAAUACCAGGGGUCAGAUUGUCAAGAAAAGGUACUGGUGGUUCCCAACUUAACAUAUGGUGAAGGGCUGUCCCUUCAUUUUCCUGAUGCUGGAAAAAUAAACCGUCCCAUCCCCUUA